Molecule: messenger RNA, 474 nt
Organism: Bombyx mandarina (wild silkworm)
Lineage: Eukaryota; Metazoa; Arthropoda; Insecta; Lepidoptera; Bombycidae
Gene: CPR129
Product: cuticular protein RR-2 motif 129
Cellular component (GO): extracellular matrix
Source: RefSeq, a predicted model, not a curated record
AUGCUGAUACUGUUGGCGUUUGUGGGCACUUCGUUAGCCGCCCCAAUCGACUACUUCCAUGGUGGGGUGUCAUAUGCAUCACCGUAUGCAGUGCACGCUCCUCUGACGGUCCACGCUGCUCCUGUGGCUGUCCACGCGGCUCCCCUGGUAGCACACACCCCAGUCGCGGUUCAUACGGAAACUGUAAGCUAUCCAAAGUACGCGUUCAACUACGGUGUCAAGGACCUUCACACCGGCGACAUCAAGUCUCAGCAGGAGCAAAGGGACGGUGAUGUCGUCAAAGGCAGUUAUUCACUAGUGGAACCGGACGGCACGACCCGCACAGUGCACUAUACAGCCGAUGACCACACCGGAUUCAACGCUGUUGUACAGAAAUCGGGACAUGCUGCACAUCCGGUCGUCGCUCAUGUAGCACCUGUAGCCCAUGUCGCAGCUGCUCCAGCCUAUACAAUCCCACACUACGGCUUCCACUAA